Fundulus heteroclitus (mummichog) is the source of this 1206-nucleotide messenger RNA. Its product is annotated as secretagogin. The record is from RefSeq and is a predicted model, not a curated record. Gene Ontology annotation, biological process: regulation of long-term synaptic potentiation; regulation of presynaptic cytosolic calcium ion concentration. Gene Ontology annotation, cellular component: synapse; terminal bouton; nucleus. Gene Ontology annotation, molecular function: calcium ion binding. The transcript has 11 exons. NCBI's taxonomy places the organism in Eukaryota, Metazoa, Chordata, Actinopteri, Cyprinodontiformes, Fundulidae. Bases 197 to 1015 code for a protein of 272 amino acids.
CUCCCUUUUCUUUCAUCAUUACUGAUAUCAGGACACGCAAAGGGAAAAGCCCAAGAAGACUUAAUUUCAGUGGAAUAUUUCUUAUCUCUGCAUCUCUGCAAGAUAUUUUUUUUUUGUUUUUUCUUUUUUUGUUUCUUUUUUUUUUUUUUUUUUUUUUCUUGUCACAAACCCGACUUUUGAGCUGAUCUCCAGAACCAUGGACAGCGCACUGGACAGACUUGAUGCCGCAAGUUUCUUACGGUUUUGGCAACAUUUCGACAAAGAUGACAAAGGCUACAUUGAAGGAAAGAAGAUGGACAACUUUUUCAAACACAUGUUGCAAAAACUGGGAAUGAAGACAGAUGAGAUAACAGAAGACAUAAUAAGACGAAUGAGAGACAGAUUUGUGUCUCCGUAUGACCCUACUGCAGACAGAAAUGUGCCAAUCGAGGAGCUGGCUGCCAUGAUGCUUCCAGAGGAAGAGAACUUCCUGCUGUUGUUCCGCAGAGAAACUCCGCUGGACAACAGCGUGGAGUUCAUGAGGAUUUGGAGAAACUAUGACACAGAUAGCAGUGGUUACAUUUCAGCCAAUGAGCUUAAGGGUUUCCUACAGGACCUGUUCCUUCAGCACCAGAAAUCCAUCACGCCUGAGAAGCUGGAGGAGUACACUGAAACCAUGAUGAAGAUGUUUGACAAAAACAGGGACGACAGGCUGGACCUGAACGACAUGGCCAGAAUUUUGGCCCUGAAUGAAAACUUCUUACUAAAGUUUAAGACAGAUGCUUGCAGUCUUGAAGACAGAAAGAGGGACUUUGAGAAGAUUUUUGCUCAUUAUGAUGUCAGUAAGACAGGUGCACUGGAGGGUCCUGAAGUCGAUGGAUUUGUCAAGGACAUGAUGGAGCUGGUAAAGCCCAGUAUCAGCGGGAUGGAACUGGACAAGUUCAGGAAAGCCCUGAUGGGUCACUGUGACAUCAACAGAGACGGAAAAAUCCAGAAGAACGAGCUUGCUCUCUGCCUCGGCCUAAAAUUCAGUUAACCGUCUUUGGCAAAGUGUCUUUUUUUAAUCUUAUAUGCCUGUGUCCUACAUAUCUAUCCACGCUAAGGUUCUCUGUUUAUGUCCUUUCAUUCAUUUGACCUUUUCAUGCUACUUUUCAGCACUUUCAUUGUGGCUGUAUUACAAGUUUUCUUCUUUUAUGUAAAACAAAAACUUAACCUUACCUAAGCACA